Messenger RNA from Arxiozyma heterogenica, 678 nucleotides. RefSeq names its product Oaz1p (gene OAZ1). The transcript has a single exon. The record is from RefSeq and is a predicted model, not a curated record. The coding region runs from base 1 to 678 and encodes 225 amino acids. NCBI's taxonomy places the organism in Eukaryota, Fungi, Ascomycota, Saccharomycetes, Saccharomycetales, Saccharomycetaceae.
AUGGCUUUCCAAAUUGGUAUGCGUGACAUCUCUAAUACUACACCCUCCUUCAAAAAUAUCAAGAACAACAACACAACUAUAACUGAUAUAGACCAUUCUCAACUGAUGGAGUUCUAUUGGGACAUCAUUCUACUAAUAGAAUCUCAGUUCCUUUGUAAAGAGAUCACAUAUAAUCAAUUCAAACAAUUCAGAAAGUUCUAUCUUAUAAACAACAUCUCCGAAAAACUCAACAACAACAACAACAACGACAUUCACCCCAUUAAGAAACAUAUACAACCCCUAUGGAGAUCCAUCGCAGACACUUACCUUUUACUAUAUUUCAAUAUUCCUAUACCAAAUUCUUACCCCUUCCUACUGUCCAAACAAAUCAACGAUAUCUUGAACAUCAUCGUCCCUGCAAACUUCAAUACCCAAUUCCAUCAUAUCAUCGCAAACAACAAUCUAAAGAACUGGUUGAUCUCUCUGCUGGAACUAGUAGAUGCUUGCAAUUGCACAGAACUUAGACUGUACCUUCAUAGAGACUUGAGUUGGAACGAUACAAAGGUCCUGUUGAAAAACUUAAAUUGGAUCAGUGGCAAGAUUCUACCUAAUGAAGACAGAGACCGUUUUAAUGAUUUAACUUUGGACGAUCUCUUGUUAACUGAUGAAAAUUUCAUCGUUUUACAAUUCGAUAUAUGA